Molecule: messenger RNA, 8984 nt
Organism: Myiozetetes cayanensis
Lineage: Eukaryota; Metazoa; Chordata; Aves; Passeriformes; Tyrannidae
Gene: ZNF384
Product: zinc finger protein 384
Exons: 10
Coding region: 859-2553 (564 amino acids)
Biological process (GO): regulation of transcription by RNA polymerase II
Cellular component (GO): nucleus
Molecular function (GO): RNA polymerase II cis-regulatory region sequence-specific DNA binding; DNA-binding transcription activator activity, RNA polymerase II-specific
Source: RefSeq, a predicted model, not a curated record
CCUGUUCCGGCAGGCGCUCGGCGGGUCGGGGUGGAGGCUGCGCAUGUCACCAGGGAACGGCACCAAAGUUCUGUGUCUGGGGCGCGGGUUUGGGAUCCUGGGCUUUGUCUCCUGCACGUUCGGGGCGUUCCUGAUGUGAGUUCUAAAAGUGUAGCGGUGGUUGAACUUUUUGGCCCUCUUGAGUUCUGUGGAGGCAUUUUUGCUUUUGAUCUGACAGCCUGUGUGGCCUUCAGCAUCCCUAGUGCUGUGCUGCAAUUAAGCCUAAAAGCUCCUUGUUAUUGAACAAAGAUCUUGGGCAGACGUAAAACAACCUUGUAAAUCGCUCCUGAGUGUCGCAUUCAAGGCCUUUUGUCGACUGAAAACUCUGCUCCAAACAGAAAAUAAAAGCAAAAACCAGGUAUCUGGAGAAUAAAGAAAGCCGUGUUAAAAGUCAACCUCUAAAUAAAUACCUGCAUAUACAACCUUGAUUGUGCCUUCCAGAAACACAGCCUCUGCCUCACCACGUACUUGCACGUGCUUUAAUCUGUCUGUUUGUGAUUAAAGUGAUGACCUGCCAAGACGUAUAAAUCCAGCAGGUUAAGUAUGUGAUUCUGUGAAGCGCUCUGUGAGAUCUAAACUCCAGAUCCCUUGUCCCUUGUGAGUUCUCUGGUUCACUGGGUUGUUUGUUUGGUGUUUGUGCAUUUGUGGUCUGUACAUAGAAAGUGUUUUUGGUUUGUAUCAGGAGGGUACGUUGACAUCUGUCUGAUACUAGACUGGUGAAUAGGAAGAAGGUCCCAUCUCUGGCCUGUUUGUGGAAGCUGGGAUGAUGAAGGCACUGCAGUGGGAACGUGCUGUGGUACAGGGUUGAAGCUCCAGCCCAUGUCUGGUAGUUAUAGAGCAAUUGGAAGGGUUACGUGCAGAGUUCUGGUAAAGAUGGAAGAAUCUCAUUUCAACUCCUCCCCGUACUUCUGGCCAGCGGUGCCCACUGUCUCAGGACAGAUUGAGAACACCAUGUUUAUUAACAAGAUGAAGGAGCAGCUAUUGCCCACAGAGAAGGGCUGCAGCCUGGCUCCCCCCCACUACCCCGCCUUGCUGACAGUGCCCACCUCUGUGGCCCUGCCCACCGGCAUCUCCAUGGACUCGGACACCAAGCCGGAGCAGCUGACACCACACAGCCAAGCCCCUGUGACUCAGAACAUCACCGUGGUACCAGUGCAGUCUGCGGGGCUCAUGACAGCAGGUCCUGGUCUGGUGAUAACUUCCCCGUCAGGUUCCCUGGUGACCACAGCCGCCUCUGCCCAAACCUUUCCCAUCUCAGCUCCCAUGAUUGUCUCUGCACUACCCCCUGGCUCCCAGGCAGCCCUCCAGGUGGUUCCAGAUCUGUCCAAGAAAGGGACAACCACCCUCACUGAAGGUGGUGGGGGUGGCGGGGGUGGGGGAGUUGCCCCCAAACCACCCCGGGGCCGGAAGAAGAAACGAUUGCAGGAGUCGGGGCUGCCAGAGAUGAGCGACCCCUUUGUGCUGACAAAUGAGGAUGAUGAGGACCAGCACAAGGAUGGCAAGACAUACAGUAGUUCCGUGAGCAGCGGAACUAAUGAAGCCUGGUUUCCAGCGGCUCUCUCCUGUGUGGAUUCUCUGAUGUCUAAUCAAGGGUGCCGGAUGUGUUCGCUGACCUUCUACUCCAAGUCGGAGAUGCAGAUCCACUCCAAGUCCCAUACGGAGACAAAGCCACACAAGUGUCCUCACUGCUCCAAGAGCUUCGCCAACAGCUCCUACCUGGCCCAGCACAUUCGCAUCCAUUCAGGGGCCAAGCCCUACACGUGCAGCUACUGCCAGAAGGCCUUCCGCCAGCUCUCCCACCUGCAGCAGCACACACGGAUCCACUCCAAGCUCCACACGGCGAUUGUCAAGCCGCACAAGUGUCCUCACUGCUCCAAGAGCUUCGCCAACACAUCCUACCUGGCCCAGCACCUCCGCAUCCACUCGGGGGCCAAGCCCUACACCUGCCGCUACUGCCAGAAGGCCUUCCGCCAGCUCUCCCACCUGCAGCAGCACACACGUAUCCACACUGGGGACCGACCCUACAAAUGUGCUCACCCUGGGUGUGAAAAGGCUUUCACCCAGCUUUCCAACCUGCAGUCCCACAGACGGCAGCACAACAAAGACAAACCUUUCAAGUGCCACAACUGCCACCGUGCGUACACGGAUGCUGCCUCGUUGGAGGUACACCUGGCUACGCACACGGUGAAACACGCCAAGGUCUACACCUGCUCCAUCUGCAGCCGGGCCUACACCUCGGAGACGUACCUGAUGAAGCACAUGCGGAAACACAACAUCCCUGACCCCCAGCAGCAGGUGGUUCAGGCACAAGCCCAGGCCUCGCAGCAGCAGCAGCACUUCCAGCCGCAGGGUGGGGGGGCAGCAGGGGGCCCUUCUGGAGACACUAACCAACCCAACCCGCCCCCCCAGUGCUCCUUUGACCUGACUCCUUACAAGACUUCAGAGCAUCACAAGGACAUCUGCCUCACUGUCAGCACCAGCGCCAUCCAAGUGGAGCACCUCUCCAGCUCCUAGAGAGACCUCAACCCAGGGAGCAGAACGCCUCUUGUGCAUAGCCUGUGCCCAGGGGCACCGCCUGUGCAGCGGCCCUCCUUGUGCAACAGUCUCCGGCCUCUCCUCCUGCAACAGCCUCUUCUGGCCGUGUAACCCUGUUCAUGGCAGCCCCUUGAACAACAGCCUGUCUCAAGGGGGUGCUCCUUCUGUGCAACAGCCUGCCUGGUAGGAGGAUGCUUCCUUGUGCAAGAGCCCCUUUCCUGUGCUGGGAUCACUUCCUCAUGCAAGAGCCCCUCCUUUCAAACCCAAAGAAAGGCCCCCGUUUUGCCUUCUCUCUCACUGUAGGAUGCGUAUGAAGGGGGGUUGCGUGUUGAGACACGCACGGUGGAUGGGAUGGAGAGACGGCCCUUGUACGUACAGGGGCUUGGACACAUGUUUUCAGCAGGCCACAGAAGAAUGUGGCAGGGUUCACAGCUGGAUGGGGUUCUUUGAGGAUUGCCUUGAGUGUCUAAGAGAGAAAUAUCCAUUCCUGUCCUUCCUGCUUGAGGAAGGGAGGAGGGGUCGCUCGUCCUGCCCCAAGGACUGGAUAGGAGAAACCUUCUCCCCAGUUGAAGGUGAGACCAGUGGAGGGGGGAGAGGUGAGGCAUGUUCUCUGGGACGGACAGAUACCUGCAGUGCUCAAGGGCUGUGGAGUAUUGCAUUCUUUCUCCUCCCCUGGUGGAGAGCAAUAGAGAGGAGUCUGUCUGAACUGGCUGCUGCCUCUCUCUCCCAGCUGUCUGAGCAGCAUGAUGGCCAAGGCCCCGUAGGAAUGUGGGUUCCUGCUCAUUGCUCUUCCUGCCUGUUGUGGAUGAUAUCCUAGCAGCUUGUACUCCUCCUCUCCCUCCUGCUUUUCCUCCCACCUCCUCAGAAAAGCCUGCAGGCAUCAACAACAAACCAAAAAGCAACUAGAGGGAGGGUAAGAGACUGCCAAAAUAAUCAUCACCCUUCUCUCUGCUCCCUUUCCUGUAAGGUGGAAAUGACAGCAGUUCUGACACUCACACACCUGUCCUGCCCUCAGUUUCCCAAAGGGAAAGAGGAGGAAGAGGAGGAGGAGGAAUAGACCAGUCUUUUCAAGGAGCCAGCAGGAGGCAGGGAAAGGCUAGCUUCUCCUGCUCACCUCCCGCCAGAGUGUUCUCCCAGGCUCCCUCUUGCCAAGACGGGCUGGACUCACACGGCAAUGGUGGCCUCUUCUGGACCCUGGUCAUGGGAGAGAAUCCCCAAAAGGUGGACAGUGGAGAGAAGGGGAUGAAGAUCCCCACAGAGAGACCAAUCUAAUGAGAAGGGGGAGCCAACAAGAAUAAACUGAAGGCCCCUUGAAUUUAUAUAUAUAUAUAUAUAUAAAUAUCUAUUCCCCACCCCGGCCCGCUCUGUCCUUGCUGUAACUGUUUCUAUCUCUGUGUUUAUAAAACGCAUUAUCCUGGCGAAUUUUUAUUUUCAAUCUUUGUUUGUUUUUCCCUUUCUCUUCGUCUUCAAUUCUUCUUCCCCCCCCCUUUUUUUUUUUUUUAUUGGUCCACAUGACUGCUAGUCUUGUGUGUCACUUGUUAGUUUCUUUGGAUCAUGGAGGCUGACUCGGAAGAGAAUGAGAAGGCAAGGGAAAAAGCGUGUUGUUGGGUUUUAAAAUCAGUCACCCACCCAAAAGCCUAUAGAAUCCCAGACUUCUGUAUGAACAACCGAUAGGGGCUUCUUUUUUUUUUUUUUUUUUUUUUUUAACCACCCUGUAUGGAAAUAAAUUGGUGUAAAAGGCUCCUUGAAGGUGCUGCCGUGAGCACCCUGCCCCUGUGACGUGUGUUCCUUCCCCCUGCACCAGACCACUGCACGAGCAUCUUGCUGCCGUGAGUCCGGAGCGGCUGUGUGGGCGGAUGCGAGGGCAGCACAUCCCUGCCUUUGGGCAGUUGGCUCAAGGAAAGCAAGGAGCUCUGCACCUGUGGUGCCUGUGGCAGAAACCUUUUUCUCUGUGUUUAGUCACCAGGGUUGGCUGUGAAUGGUUGGAGUGUUUUGUAGAUGCGUAGGUUAGGCUAAAAGAAGGUGUCUGACUUGCCUCCUGCGCUUCACAGGUGACAUUUCAAUCCAUUUAUCCUGUAGUGAGCACCAAGAACUAAUGUGCAUUUAAACUAUGUGCUGACAAAAUCUAUUGGCUUGAUUUUGAGGCACUGGGACACAGAAUCCCUUCCAUUGGUAGCCUGCUGCAAGGGCUUCACGUUCCUGCUGUUUGAAUAUUUCAGUCAGAUUUCUCCUUGCUUUGGCUUCCGGUUACUAGUUCUGUUUACAUCCAUCCCACUGAUUCAGAGAGCCUGAGCACAGUGGUGCUUUUUCCCCUGGACAGGUAUUAAAACACUCUAGUGUCUCUUCUCAGUCCACAUUUUGACAACCUAAAUAGAUGAAACUCUGUAAACCUUUCACUGUAAGGGAUUUCCUCCAGCCCAUGAAUUAUUCUUGUCUUUUCUUUCUACAUCUUGUCAAAUUUUUCAGUAUCUUAUAAAAAUGUUCCUUUUGGAUUUGAGUGUUGGAAGCCCCAGUGCCGUGGACAAGGUCCCUUAGCCUUAAGUCUGCAGAGGAUUGUGUUUGCCCAGUUCUCACAGUGUUAAACAGGAGCUGAAAUUGGCUGCUUGUCUGGUGUGACCCCUCAAUCAUCCGAAGUCUUGGCUUUCCAUGAUAGUGUUUCCCUCCUUCUGCAGGUAUGGUCUGAGUUCUUAUUUCCUAGAUGCUUCACAUGAGGCUGUGUCCAAGUCCAGUUUGUGUGAGUGGACCUGGCUGACCGAUGGACCAGGCUACUCACUGCUUUCCCAGUUCUGUGACCCACAAACUGUAUCAGUUGUUAUUUUUUUACUUGCAGAUCCAGGUUGAAAUGCUGCAUUGCAUCUGACCUACGCUAACUUGAAAAGCAUCAUUGAGUGCAACUUUUUAUUAGCUUGUUUUUGAGACUUGCAGGCUAGGCAUUUCUUAAUCCUCUUAGUAUGUGAUUAUGUACAGUAAAUCUUUCUGACUUAUGGUGCUAGGUCAAUGCCUUAUAAAAAUUUAAGUAUGUUGCACCUAUGCAGUCCCCUUUGUUAAACCAAAUGUAUAAUGAUGGCAUCUAAGAAUGAAAUUAGGGUUUGGGUUUUUUCUUUUCUUGUUUUACUACAAAAUCUCUUAUUUCAUAAAACCCUUGGAUUAUAGACUUUAUUUUUUCAUUCACUAAUUCUUCAUCUCAACGGCUUUUCCAUAAUUUUAACAUUGAGUCAUUUCAUUUGCCUUUUGGGAAUACUGCCAUGAGUGUCUUAAGGUAUUUCUCUAAUAUCCCAACUUUAAUUAAAAUGAGAAUCAAUGGGCUAGAGAGCUUGUUAGUGAACUCCUUUAGGGAUUCCUGUUUCUUUGCUGACUUCAAAAUGCGUAUCCCUAGUACAUGUUGUCUCAUUUCCUACUUUGAUACUAAGGUACUAGAUAGAAGUUGCUAUUUUCAUUUGACUGCCACAUCCUAUUCCUUUCUUUAUAUUUGUUGAUUGAUUUCCCCUAUUCUGUGUCACUAGCAUUUUCACCAUUUUUAUCUAGCAUGGAUCAGUACUAUUAGUAAGAUGAUUUUUAUUUAUUUUUUAUUGCAAGAAAUUAAAGAGCCAGAAAUUUGUUUCCUAUUACCACUAGUUUUGCUAGCCAGCAAUUUUACUUAUUUUAUAAUUUGUAACUUGUGUAAGUUGCUGUCUGGCCUUCACCUUUUCCAUCUGUUGUGUUUGUUUGAUUUUCUUUAAAUUGUUUCUUGCUCACCGACUUUCUCACUGAAGCCAGGAAGAGCUUUUACCAAAAGGUUUCCUCUUUUUCAUUGUGGAAUUAGGGCCUUUUUGACUACAUGAUAGAGUUUUCCUCACAGGAGAGUUUAAUUCACGUUUCUCUGCCUUAUUUUUUUUUUUCUCAUGGAGAACUCAGUUUAUAGUUUUGCUCACCCCUGGAAGUCAGCACAGACUCAGCAUAGGUUUAUUACUACUUGUGGCUCUCCUCUCUAUGUCCAUAUUCCAUAUGACAGGACAAAACUGCAAGUUUCACUCAAGUUAUCUCAUCUCAUAUGCAUCAUCUUUAAGUCUGAAAAAUUGACUUGGCUUGGGUGCAGUGUCUUGUAUUAAGUUGGGAAGGUUUUAAAAGUCAGAAUUACACUUUGCUGACUGGUUGAAUUCCCUGGGGAAUGGCUCACAAGUUAAAAUUCCUUGCAGAGAUUUUUCGUUUUAAAUGUUAAAGGUGCUUGAAAUUGCCUUUCCGGGCCCCUGGUUUGCUGUGUUGUUUUCUAAUGUCUGCUAUCCUUCCCCUUCUUGGAAUCUGCUACCUAGCAUGGGGAUCCAUAUGUAUUUAAGGCUGUACAAUUCCUGUGUUACCAGUCAUUCCAAAGGUAUUAUUCCUUGUGUUUUUGCAGCUUGCUGCUGUACUUAUAGCUUUUACUGUUGCCCAGGAAGAACCUAAUUAUUUCGUACUAAGGGACUUCCCAUUGAGUUUCAGAAAUGCCACUUUAUUCCAGGCCCCUUUUUUUCUUAUCAAUGAGAACAUCCUACUUCUCUGUUUACCCAGAGUCCUGUUGCUGAUGUGGAAAUAAUUGAAGAUAUCUUACUCUCAUUAUCUUUGUCACUUAUUUGAGUUUGGAUUAGGUCUUUGGAUUCCCAAGGUUGUUUAACAUAGUCAAAGUGCUUCAGGUGGUUUAAAAAGGAGAGUUGCUACCUGUGAGACACAAAAUCUAACAACUUGUACAAAAUCCUUCCCUGUUGAGAUGCAGCCCGAGGUUCUGCAGCUUUUCAGCUUUGUGCGCUCAAGCCAACAAUGGUUCAAUUAUUUACCUCCCACUCACAAGUGGAAGAUUCUCUUAACAAGAUCCCAUGGUCCUUCCUCUUAGCUCCCUGAAUUCUUUGACCCUGCAUUUUCAUUGUGAUGCCAAUCCAUUUGUUUCUGUAUGUCUUAUCCAAGAAGACUUGACAAUGACUCUGGAGUUCUGUGUUAGGUUGCAUCCUGUGUCUUUGCUGGAAGGCAGUAGCACUUUUUCUUGUUGUCCUUUUCUGAGCUGAUUGUCUGUUCUUAGCUGGAUUUUACAAAUUAUCAUUGCUUUAAAAAGAAACAUCAUGUAGGCUGGAAAUCAUUUAGAAAAGUCACCCACAAACAGUAACUGAAUCUCAGCCGUGACUAAUGAUAGUAUUGCUGGUCUAUAAUUCAGUUAAAUCUUCAAGAAGGAUUUAAGACUUUCAUAAUUUAAAGCCUUAUGGUUAAUCAACCAUAGCCCUUAUUAGAGUUUUUUGUUGGUUAUCACUGCCAUUAAAACUGCCAUUCUGUUUUACUAGUAUUUUUUUUUUAAUCCAUAGGGUCUUGUUAUGGCUUUGUUCAGUACAUUAAAGUCUUAUUCUAUAAGAAGUCUUUCUUCUUCUGCGAUGAAUUAUAGACCAUGAUCAAGUCACUGCAUUCAUUCUUCCAAACAGCUAAAUUAAAUUGAGCUGGUUUAGGUGUCUCACAUUAAGGCUUGGCUCCAUCAUGUAUUUCUUACCUGUUGCCUUUCUUUCCCUUUCACUUACCAGGCUGUGUAGUGUUCACUUCAAGUCUUGCUACAUUAGACCUCGGUGGUUAUCCUGAGCCACCAAACUUACAAUGCCAUACAAGGCUGUCUAGUUCUUUUAAUGAGAUCUUUUUCUUUAAAUUAAAACAAAGAGCAUUAUGCUUCUUUUCUUAGCUGAGUGCAAACUUUAUCAAUUACACUGUGAUUUUGCCAUGUCAGUGUUAGGUUAACUGCCUUACAGCAACCUGGAUGAGCCCAUUUGCUUUUCAAAUACUUUUAAAGUAUUUGCUGGUCUUCUGGAACACAUUCAGACUUCAAAGUUGUUUGGAAAAGAAAGCCCAUUGCUUCCAUCUGCUUGCCAGAUAAUUCUUUUCAAAUUACAGAUUGUCAGUUUCUAGCUAUGCAACUUUUAGGAUGGUUUAUUUAAUGGGUAGAACUAAACAUCUUCCUAAAUCUCAUUGGCAAUAGGUAAUAUUUCAUUACCUCACAGAUACGUCUACAUCAUCCAACUUUCUUCCUAAUAUAGAAUAUAAUUAUGAGAUUCUGCCUGUCUUCUAUAUUUUAUUGAUUAUUUUAUCAUCUUUAUAUCAACUAAAGGAUAUAUAUCAUGUUUAGGAUUUUCUUCUAAUAUUUUGCAGGUAAUGUACCUGAAAGCUGCCCAAGUUUACUAGUGCAGUUUCAGAACAUAGAAUGAAAUUGCUCUGUACACUUUCUUAACUACAAAAUAGGUACCUGUUCAAUCGUCAUUUCAGGUACAACAGAUUAAAUUUGUGUGCAUGGUUUCUUGUUUCUGUGUAGUAGACCACCAGAUUACUAGAGAGAUGUAGUAACUUGGUCCAACAAACAUUUCGAUUUCAUGUAGUGUCUGUGUAAUGAAUGGAAAAAAAAAUGCAAGAAAAGAAAUCGUGACACCAAAGAA